AUGGACAGCAUGAAGACUGCUUUCACGGCAUUGCAGAAGAGGGUAGUGCGCCUUGAAACAAGUGUAGUUGGUGUAAAAUAUGCAACCAGCGUGAAAGUACCUUUCUGCGACGGCAGUACUUCAUGGACCGCGUACUGGCAGCAGUUCCAGACUGUUGCUGCUUCGAACGGGUGGAUGGAGGAACAGUGCCUGUCUGCUCUUACUGUCGCCCUUAGGGGGCAGGUUUUAACAGUCCUAGAGGCAUUGCCUGAUUCGGGCAGCAGAUAUAAACAACUGUUGGAAGCCCUCAAAUCUUGA
Molecule: messenger RNA, 297 nt
Organism: Arctia plantaginis
Lineage: Eukaryota; Metazoa; Arthropoda; Insecta; Lepidoptera; Erebidae
Source: the annotation of a GenBank genome assembly